Orbilia oligospora ATCC 24927 is the source of this 1884-nucleotide messenger RNA. RefSeq lists its product as uncharacterized. The transcript has 6 exons. Lineage: Eukaryota; Fungi; Ascomycota; Orbiliomycetes; Orbiliales; Orbiliaceae. The coding region runs from base 1 to 1884 and encodes 627 amino acids. The record is from RefSeq and is a predicted model, not a curated record.
AUGAGUGGUCUUGAGGUUUCGACCUCAAGACGUCCGCGUCUAGCCAGGAUGCCUUCAUCACCGUUGAUUACUAUUUCCACGGUCUGCUCCAAUGCAGCCUAUGUGGGCCAGUCUUUGUCGAAAUUCGCGGGGCAGGUUCCCGAGGCGACUACAGAGUUGACUGGAAUUAUCAGUGGCCUCUACGGACUAUGCUCUACCAUGCAUCAUUUCGAAUCCGCUGCGAGGAAUUAUGGGCUUAAGGUCCUCUCCGGGGAGCUCAACGCCCAGCUUGGUGCAAUCCUUCGCGAUGCCACCGGCCUUUUGAGAGAGGUUGAGAUGAUAGCGCAGGAAUUGGAUGCUGCAUGCUCUACCAAAGGUGCAAUGCAGCGGAGUUGCAUUAAGCAAAUCGCGUGGAUGCUGAAGGAGCAAGAGACAGCGUUGAUUGCCCGGCUCGAGUCACAUAAGGAGGGCAUGUCUCUGUUGUUGGCCUCUUUGCAUGCAAAUGCCCAUAGUGCGGGUGGACAGGCUACUAGUCCUUUAUAUGAAGACUUUGAGCGAAGGCUCAGCUUCGACGACUACAGAAUGCCAGAGUCCCCGCCUGAUUACAGAUCGUUAUCACCAGUUAGCUAUCGUUCUCCGACUUCACCUCACUCUGGGGUUUCUGGAUGGUCAGGGUACUCUGGUGUUAGUUCUGUCUCUCCGAUUUCACGACGCGACCGAUCGAAUUCAUUUUCUGGGAGGAUGCACGACGGGGGGUUUAUGAACGAAGGGGGUUAUUUCGAUCGUGGCUUCACGCGAUUGCCUCCUAAUCCUCAUUUUAUGAAUACUCUUCCUCCCCGACCGAAGACGGCGUAUCAGCCGCUUAGGAAUACGGAGUUUGUUCAGUAUAUCGACCCGAAUAAUGAGGAUGGUGAAGGAUCGAAUUCUUCACAGGCUUCAGAUCACCGUUAUAGAUAUGGACCCACGAGCCGUAUGGAUGCUCUGGUCCCUGUUCACAGGCCAUAUACGAGAAGAAAGUCUCAGCCAAAUAUUCACAAAUUGAACUUGAAUGUUUUGGUUGGAGAGGAAACAUUCCCCGAACGUCGUCAGCGAUCUGAACAUUGGGCAUCCAAAGUCUUCGAGGGUAUGCUCGGAGAAACCAAAUUCCUGGAUAUGGAAUCCAACAAAGGCUCUCAGUGCUUCGGCCGACCAAUGGAGGUUCUUCGCAAAGAUACCGAGGAAGAGCUUCUUAAAAUGAAAUUCGCUUCUGAUUUCAUCAUCCGAUUUUGGCGGUGUAAGAAGACACAGAAGACGAGGAUUGUCUGCCAGAUUGGCCGACGAACCAGCUCUGAGCGCUACCAUUCAGCGCUGGAUAUGGGCUGGCUCACCAUUUGGCGGGAAGGCCCGUUGGUGCAUCUCCGUUUCAAGAAUACGAAGUGGGCGACUUUGUCGUUCGGUAAUAUCGAAGAUCUUGUGGUGUUCUACAUGACCUUCUUGGUUCUUCGCCAACUCGGUCGGAACCCUCCGGACCUUGACCAUGAGAUGGAUAUGGAUGAAGAGUUUGUUGUCUUCAGUGGUCUCAUCAGUGAUGAUGAAGGUGGGGAGCACUACCUUCGUGUCUUCCGCGACGAGGGUACCGGCGCCGUGAGGCUCGCUGCUUUUGUCAAGGACGGGGAUUACAAUCAGCUUCCAGUCUGGACUGCCUUUGUUUCACCACACGUCUUCCAGAAGGGGUGGCUCUCACGCCAAGGCGCCCGAGUGCAACUGUCUUCCAUUCACUUGGUUUCUUUCUCUGAUACGUGGGCCACAAGAGCUUACCGUAAUUGGGAGCUACUGUUCAGCGGACGUGAAGAUGCGAAGGACUUCGAGAGAGUCUUCAAAAUCGAUCUUCGACAAUCUAUCAAAUCAGAGAUUGUGGAUUCUUAA